Cylicocyclus nassatus is the source of this 293-nucleotide messenger RNA. Lineage: Eukaryota; Metazoa; Nematoda; Chromadorea; Rhabditida; Strongylidae. The record is from the annotation of a GenBank genome assembly.
CUGAGAAAUUAUGCAUCUGAAUUUGCUGUUCCGCUUGCUAAUGGUGUUUGCAUUUGUAGCUGCAAAUUAUAAUUACACGGAUAAUGCUUAUAUCCAGAGCUUAGAGUACGUCGACGCGUUUGAGCUGAGUCAGUGCAAAGAUGAAUGUAGGCAACGCUUCAAAACGGGGUGGUUGUGGAUCUUUUGGUUCAAGAUGGAAGUUCAGCAGCUAUCGAAGUGCAUGGAUCAGUGCUACGAUUACCAGCGCGAGUAUAUCGAUAUUCACUGACUUUAUAUUUUGUAUAAAUGUUGAC